Molecule: messenger RNA, 558 nt
Organism: Marchantia polymorpha subsp. ruderalis
Lineage: Eukaryota; Viridiplantae; Streptophyta; Marchantiopsida; Marchantiales; Marchantiaceae
Source: the annotation of a GenBank genome assembly
AUGAUCGGCCACGUUCGUGCUUUUUCCCGAAGCGGGGCUUGUCUUCAAAUCGGCCGUCCAAACGACCACGAGACUCCAGCCCCUUUCCCCGUCCCUAAAAAUAGCCGCGCCUGCGGUCUCUGCCUCCCCCGCUCGCUUGCCCGGCUCGCCAUCGCGCCGGCCAGCCACGGGCCGGGCACGGCAAGCGGAGGCUGCAGCCCCAACCCCAGCCCCAGCCCCUGUGUGGGGUCUGCCUCGAGCACUACAGACAGCCUGCGCAGACACCCCGCGCCACGCGCUCGCCCGUCCUCGCUGCCGCUGAUUAGCCUCCCCCCCUUAAGUAAGAUUCUCGUCAUAAAACAUACGGUGACAAAUCCCCGGUACCUUUACAGUAGGAUGGAUCGGAUGCAGCCCUUCCGCACGCUGGGGCUGGGGCUGGGGCUGCCGCUGGCCCCCAGGCCUACUAGCCCCAAGCCAAGCCCGGCCUGGCCCGGCCCGUCCAGGCCAGGGCUAGGCUUGCUUGCCUCAUCCGGGGGUUCCUGUAUGUACCCUCCGCGCCGGGUUCCCGGUCUCGGGUGA